CACAAUGUUUUCCAAACUCCCACUUAUUCUUCUCGCUACUCUUACUCUCAGUACACUUUCCACCAAUGCUACACCAUUGAAGCGAGCGGCAUGCACCAAAUACACCAUCAUUGAUACACGCGGUACAGGUGAGCCACAAGGCCCCUCUGCAGGCUUCCGCACGAUGAACAGUAAUAUUCGCUCUCAAGUCUCAGGCGGUGAUGAAUAUGAUACUGUUUAUCCAGCCGGUGCAAACCAAGAUUCUUCUCAAGGAACCCGUAAUAUCAUCAGCAAAGUGCAAUCUCUUGUAGACGCAGACGCUUCUCAUUGUGUUGUUCUUGAAGGCUAUUCGCAAGGCGCUGCAGCAACGGUAAAUGCACUUCCUCAAAUUACCGGAAAGUACUUUGAUGCAGUGAAAGCUGUUUUCCUGAUCGGAGAUCCCUUACACAAACCCAACUUAGCAUGCAAUGUUGAUCCAAACGGUGGCUCCACAACAAAGAGUGCGACCGGGAUUUCAUAUUACGGUCAAGGCGGUAUCCCAUCAAACUGGGUGGCAAAAUCUUUGGACGUUUGUGUAACGGGUGAUGGUGUCUGUUCAAAAGAAACCGGGAAUGGAAUCACAAUCCAACAUCUUUCUUACCCGAACAGCCAACCAACACAAAAUCUUGGUACCAAAUUUGUUGUUGGCAAACUUCAGGGAACUUCAUAA
This is a messenger RNA of Meira miltonrushii, 688 nucleotides long. Its product is annotated as alpha/beta-hydrolase. The record is from RefSeq and is a predicted model, not a curated record. Lineage: Eukaryota; Fungi; Basidiomycota; Exobasidiomycetes; Exobasidiales; Brachybasidiaceae. Bases 5 to 688 code for a protein of 227 amino acids. Gene Ontology annotation, molecular function: hydrolase activity. The transcript has 3 exons.